Messenger RNA from Epithele typhae, 2007 nucleotides. RefSeq lists its product as uncharacterized. The coding region runs from base 1 to 2007 and encodes 668 amino acids. The transcript is spliced from 5 exons. The record is from RefSeq and is a predicted model, not a curated record. Gene Ontology annotation, molecular function: protein binding. Lineage: Eukaryota; Fungi; Basidiomycota; Agaricomycetes; Polyporales; Epitheliaceae.
AUGGCUCGUGAUUCCACCAGCACCCUGCUCUCGUCCCUGGAACCUUGCGCCACCGCCCCGGCGGAGGUCACGAUCGGCCAUGUGCAGCUACGGGACGUCGUCAUAUGCCCUCAUGAGAAGGGCAUCGUGAGCUACCCGUGCGAGCAGUCCAUCGUCGAGCACGACCUCAUCACGCCCAAUACCGUAUGUUCCUUCCAUCGCACGUUUAUGUUUUCCCCGCGGAAACUAGUGAACCUCAAGUUCCCUCCCAACACUAUCUCCGCACUUGUGCUCCCCGACACCAAUGAUACUCUCCUCGCAGCUGGCGGCCAGAACGGGCAGCUGCAUCUCUCGUAUUUCCGCUCCCCGGACAGCUAUUCGACACCUACGGCUUCCCGCCCGAUGCGAACUUGCGCGCGUGGGUUUGGCCGCAGGUUAUGGGAAAGCACCUGCGAUCUCAAGCACAUGGCGAUCAACAACUCGGUCAUGCUCACGUCGAUGAACUUCGCUCGCUCAAAUCAGAGCUCCGUCGAGCCACGCAUCGUCGUCAGCCACAACGAGAACACCGUCAAGUUCUUUGACAUCGCGUGGAGGAAGCACCCGAACGGAGACGCGAACCCGAGCGGCAACGACGGGCGCAUCAUCGACGUCGGCCAGCUGCGCCUGGAUGUGCCCGUCAACCACUCCUCCAUCUCUCCAGAUGGGCGCACCCUGCUCUGUGUCGGCGAUUCGUCCGACGUGCAUCUUCAUCGAAUCACCGGUGGGGCGAACGUCUCCUUUACGCCCAUCUCGAAGCUGUCGCUCUCGUCCCACAUCAUUCGCGCCCAUGAAGCGUACGGGAGCCUCUCACAGAUCUCCUCGACUCCCGCCUCGUUCUCGACCGCCUUCUCCGCCGAUGGCUCCAAGUUCGCGGUCGCUUCUCAAGAGGGCAUCGUCGUUGUGUGGGACGUGCGGAGUACGAAACCGCUCAAGAUCUUCAACACCGACAAGUCAAGAUCAACGGUGGAUAUGGGGUGGGACUGGAGCCGAACCCAUUCGCGCGCCCCUGGGUGGGGCGUGCGAAGCGUCAAGUUCAGCCCGCCUGGUGUCGGGAGGGAAGUGAUGACCUUCACCGAGCACACUUCGCUGUUGCAUGUCGUCGAUGCACGUACAUUCGAAACCGAAGAGAUCGUGCAGAUGCCCGGCUUCGACUCCCCUUCCUACAACACCCAGCCUCCAUCCUCCACCCGCCCACGGUCAACGUCACCCGCGCCACGCACAUUGUUCCCUCGCACCUCUCUUGCUGCAGAUAUCGUAGCUUCUCGCGUGGUGCGAAGCGCGCUCGACUCGUUCCGAGUACCGCUCACCGAGACAAGCGCGACGACGAGCUGGACGCUCCCUCCGCGUCGCUCCCGCCGGCCAACGACCGACCGCGACGAGUACGGCUCUUCCACUGCGGAUGAAGACCCGGAAAGCAUCGCCGUCAUCCCACCGUUCGGCGACGUCCAGCUCGACAGCGACUUCCGCCGGCUCCUCGGGGGCUCCCGAUACGGCCUCGGCUUGCGCUCCCUGACGAGGCCCUCGACGCACCUCGAUGUGGGGUCCGACCCUCGCGAGCCGCUCGACGGCGAGCGAGAACACGACCGGCCGGAAGUAGGCGAGUCUGAGAUGGACAUCGAUGAGCUCGAGAACGACUGCAUCUCCUCGCGCGUCCCCUCUCGCGCGGGCUCGCCCGCUCCAGCCGGCCCACCUGCGUCGGGGCUGGCCUCUAUGGGCGUGCGCCCGUUGCAGCUACCGGCUGGUCGCCCCGGGAUGAUGGCCCGGCGGGAGAGCGCGGGGCCGUACGCAUCGGCGGCGCGGCGGGGGUCCGCACGGCGGUUGCGGCGCCCCGGGGCGUGGGCGGGUUCUGGGGACGACGAGCUGGACAUCGCGGGGAUGUGCUUCGACCCGACGGGGACGUUUGUGUACGUCGGCACCGUCGAAGGUGUCGCCGAGUGGCGAGUGCGCGGGGCGGAGCAGCGGUGGUGGACGGAGCCCGGGUGGGCGUAG